Paramecium tetraurelia is the source of this 1584-nucleotide messenger RNA. RefSeq lists its product as uncharacterized. Gene Ontology annotation, cellular component: nucleus; cytoplasm. Gene Ontology annotation, biological process: protein phosphorylation; mitotic DNA damage checkpoint signaling. NCBI's taxonomy places the organism in Eukaryota, Ciliophora, Oligohymenophorea, Peniculida, Parameciidae. The transcript has 5 exons. The record is from RefSeq and is a predicted model, not a curated record. Gene Ontology annotation, molecular function: protein serine/threonine kinase activity; ATP binding.
AUGUAUAAAAUUUGUUUAGAAUUUCUAAAUAACAACAUAAUAAACAAUCAAUUACACCUUUUUUAUGUUAAAGUUAGAAUAUGCAAUCUAUAAUGUUUAUUAUUUUUGUUUGCAUUUACAUCUUACGUAUUUCAUUUUACUCUAGUUUAAGUUGAGAGGUAUUUGUAAUACCAAUUCCAUCAUUUGAUUUUUCUAAUUUCAAUUAAGUCCUUUAUUAUACAACCUUUGUUCUUUUAUAACUGGAAAAUUUAAAGAAGUUUUCAUCAUAAAGUAUUUAAAUUUCAGUUUAAUUUUUAAUUUUAUGGUUUUUAGCACGAAAACUUUAUCGGGUGGGGAUGUAAAAUUAGAGGACAUAUUUUUUGGAAUAUCUUAGCAAUCUUAUGGUGUUUAAGAAGUAAAAUGUAAUAAGAUACAAAAACUGUGAUUUAUUUAUGUUAUAAUUAAAACAUGUUAUAAAGCACUUCAGAAAAAUUGCAAUAAAAAGUUUCGUCAUAUAAGGACAAGAUAAGGACAUAAUUGAAGAAAAAGAUAUCAGUGAUUAAAGAUCAACAAAAAUUGAGACAUUCGAAUAGCGAUUUGCAAAUUGACACACCAUUCUAAUCGUAAUCAAAAAUAGAUGCUGAUUUUUCUGAUAAUUAUGAAUUAGGUGUUAAAUUAGGAGAAGGUGCUCAUGCCAUUGUUUACAAGGCAAUCAGGAAAAGUGACAAUCAGGAAUUUGCUGUAAAAGUAUUUAGAUCUAGCGACCCUGAAAUCAUUGCUUCAAUAAGAAAGACUUAUUAGAUUGGAUCAAUGCUUUCUCACCCGAAUUUAAUUAAAGUGAAAGAAUUAUACAUAAAUUAAUAAAAUGGAUACUCAUAUUAAAUAAUGGAAUUGUGUCAAUAUCCAAAUUUAGAAAAUCAGAUACCCAAAUUGAAUCUAAAAGAGAUAAAGACGGUUAUGCGUGAAUUAUUGAAUGGGUUAGUUUACAUGCACCAAUAAAAAGUAUGUCACAGAGACAUAAAACCUGACAACAUUCUAUUUGAUGGUUUAAAUGUAAAAAUCCUUGACUUUGGAGUCAGUAAGAGAUACUACAUUAAAUAAAAAUAUAUAGAUAUGUGGACACCCACAGGCACUUAAUUUUAUUGUGCACCAGAGAUAUACACCAAAGUUAGUUACACUUACAAAAUUGACAUGUGGGCUGUUGGUGUUAUUCUCUAUUAACUAUUGACAAAACAAUUGCCAUUCCAGGAUGAGACUGCUCAUGGAACUAUUGAAUUAAUAUGCAAAGCAUAGUUCAAAGAUCAUUCAGCUUUAGAUAAAGUUAGCAAAGAUUUAUUAUGCAGAUUGUUAUAGAUAGACCCAAAAAAACGACUUAAUGCAGCAGAAGCAUUACAACAUAUUUGGUUUCAGAAUAAGGAGAUGAUUCAGCAAUGCAUGGAUGAUAUGAUUGUACAUGAUGGCCUAGUUAAUGAUUCCUCAUUGUUUAUCUAACUGAGUUAAUCAUAAAAUAGGAAUACCUACGCAACUCAUCAUUAAGAUACUAAAGUGGAGGCUUUCAAGCCGACAAUACACGUCAAGCAAUCUUCAUUUAGAGAUUCAUCAUGA